Molecule: messenger RNA, 4875 nt
Organism: Penicillium brasilianum
Lineage: Eukaryota; Fungi; Ascomycota; Eurotiomycetes; Eurotiales; Aspergillaceae
Source: the annotation of a GenBank genome assembly
CUCGAAUUCAAGUUUCUUCUAUUUUCCUCAAAUAUUUGAAAACAGGCUGACGCAGACUUUGGGAAACGUCCGUACGGUCGUAAUACCUCGGUAUUUCUCCCACCUGACAAGUGACUGACGACACCUGACUAAGUGGCUGCCGGAGUCCAGACAGCCCGCUGCUCAUCCUCUCGUUGCCAAGGUGGAACCCCAACCAGGGGAAAUAAUCCUGUCGCUCCUUCACUUCUUUCCUGCUCCUUAUGCGCCUUAUGCUUCUCUCUCGCUACUAGACAUCAUCCCGCUCAGGGCAUUCGCUGCCUGUUCACCUCAACCCCAUGCCGUGGUCUGACCCGCGACUCCCCAUUCUCUUACCUCUGCCCGCCCGGGCCUGAUACUCCGCGCCUUGGACAACAUGGCCGACUCCGAAUCAUCUAGCCUGAAAGGCAGCGGCAGCAGGUCACGCCGAGCCUGGACGGUAUCAACAGAGUCCGAAGCAAUGGAUAGCUCCGGUCGAAGCAAUGGUCGCUCUUCGAUUGAUUCCAAUGAACGACCAAAAACACAAGGAGGUGAAAGCUCCGCAAAGGCUGGCUCCAGCGGUUUCUCUAAGCUCAUCAGCUCGCGUCGACGACGGAAGAAGAAGAAUAACAAUGGCGACUCAGCGACGGAUGUACCGCCGGUACCUGGACUUGUCACGGAACAGGAUCUCCAGCAAAGCCGGUCCAAUGAAUCCCGCAAUAGCACUUCCGUCGUCCCGUCUUCCAAUACCAGCUCGAUCGCGCCGGAAGGCGAGGCCUUCAACCUCUUGACUGACGACUCUGAACCUGAGCGAACUCCACCGCUCACCUCUCACAACUCCCAUACGGGGUUCUACACCACCUCCUCCCCGCUCAUCAAAACGACAUCGGUUGAUGUUGGAAACGCGGAAGCAACAGAAGCAGAUCUCGAAUCCGCGGCCAGCGGCCCAAGUGCGACUGGAUCCGAGUUUGCUCCAAGUGAGCCUGUUGAUACCCUCUCCAGACCGGAGACCCGGUCGAGCAUGACGCUAGAGGUUCCGACAGAUACCAGCAGCAAACGCCGCAGUUCCUCUCCCGGACGACGGCUCAAGGAUGCUUUUGGCUCGUCGGAGAAGAAGAAUGCGAAUGGGAAUGAUGAUGCUUCUUCCAAAUCGACCGCCAGCCGAAGCGGUCGAAGCUUGUUUAGUAGUCGACGGAGCAGCUUGUCUUCGAAACGGGCACAAGCAACACCGGAGGCGCCCCCGCCUCUACCUGUUCCUAUUCGCACCGAUCUGACAGAGGAUAAACCUCCUAAAAGAUCAUUGGAGGCGAGUCCAUUACCGAACACCCCUCCGCAUACCGCGAUCCCGGCACCUGCAACCACGGUCACUCCUCCAACUCCUACAGAGCAUCGAUCUCUCAAUCCUCCAAUCAUGUCAGGAACUGUAACGGAUUCACCAGAAUCUAUCCAGUCCCGCAAUUCCUUGUCAGGACCUGAAGCUGGCAUCACAGUGAGUCCCUCGGGUAACAUGAUAUCACACCGGAGGGUACGAUCUGCCUCCGCUGCUCACGGUCCCAGUAAGCUCUCAGCAUCCAUCACUGCGCUGAGUCCCUUGGAGGAAAGUAAGACGCCAAAGGGUGGAUCGAAUCAGCAAAGCGGCUUUUUCUCAUCCGUGUUUUCUGUGGCCCAGAAUGCGGCGAACUCGCUGAGCAACACCCUCAAUUCACAGCAAAAGAACCGUACGACCUCCCAGAAUCCGGCCCCUGGUGUUGAUUCCCCACCAUCAGAGGAGACUGAUCAGGCUUCGGACGCCGCCGAGAAAGGCGACGAACCAAAACCAUCUACGGUGGAGACACUUGGCACUGGUGACUUGAACUUCAGCCAUUUGGGUAUCGAAGCCACUCCAGGUGAAGCGACAUCCUCUGCCGGCGGUGUUGCUGUCACAAACCCAGCGACGCCGGUAGGGAAGCGCAAAAACACGGCCGUGUAUCAACGAGAUGAAGCAGCUGCGAAGCUUGAAGAUCAAAGGGCGGCACGCGCUGUUAACAUGGCCUACGAGAAGCCCGAAUCUACCGGGAUUGGUGCUCCUAGCGACGACAUCCUGGAUCAUCAAUCUAUAGCGUCCUUGCCCAAGGAGGGCACAAUGACUGGUGACCAAACUCCUCCUAGUGGCAGCAUUCUCGAUGGAGACAUUGGAAGCGGCGGUAUCAAGCGGAGUGGUAGUGUGCGUAGUCGACUUGCGCGCCGCCAUCGAGGCUCUUCCGGCGCGACAGCUUCGACAAUUGGUGCAAUUGGUGCUAGCGCCCUGGCGCUCGGCGUGUCUGGUCUGAAUUCCAGUGUUCCGCGACUAACAGGCUUUGCCGUUGCCAGCAAGAAGCGUAACAGAGACUUCCAUCAGCUGUUCCGGAGCGUUCCUGAGGACGACUAUCUGAUUGAGGACUACAGCUGUGCGUUGCAGCGUGAGAUCAUCCUCGCGGGUCGCAUCUACAUUUCUGAAGGUCAUAUCUGCUUCUCUAGCAACAUCCUCGGAUGGGUCACAACUCUGGUUAUCAGCUUCGACGAGGUUGUAGCUAUCGAGAAGGAGAACACAGCCAUGGUCUUCCCCAACGCAAUUGCUAUCCAGACUCUGCAUGCUCGCCACACCUUCCGAAGUUUGCUUAGUCGUGAAUCGACCUAUGAUCUUAUGGUCAACAUCUGGAAGAUCAAUCAUCCGUCUCUCAAGAGCUCUGUCAAUGGCACUCGGGUGACCAAUGGCACUGGCGACAAGACUGAGAAGGUGGGAGAAUGCGACACGGAGAGUGAGGAAUCUGACGAGGAUGAGAUCUACGACGAAGACGAAGAGGGUGACCAUGCUGAUAGCUUCUUUGAAGCUGGACCCAGCGCCAAUGCAAGUGAGAGGUCACUGCCAGGGCGGGCUGGUUUGAGCCGUCAGACCUCAGGUUUAUUGGCCAACGCGACGGCGCCAGCCGCUGGAGCGAAUGGCAAUGGCGAGGCGAAGAACGGCGACAAGGCGGGUUCCCCUAAGGAGGCUGACUUCCCGGGUCCAGCAACGCACGCUCCCACCGAGUACAUCGAGGGUGAUGGGCAAUACGAGAAGGUCAUCAAGGACGAGAUCAUUCCCGCGCCGCUCGGAAAGGUUUAUUCUCUUGUCUUCGGUCCAGCAUCUGGAGAUUUCAUGACCAAAUUCCUUGUGGAAAACCAAAAGUCGGGCGAGUUGCAGUUUGAAGGCACCGCAAAGGGCCUUACCAAUGAAAGCCGGGUCAGGAAGUACUCUUACAUCAAGCCCCUCUCCGGCUUCAUUGGUCCCAAGCAAACCAAGUGCAUCAGCACUGAAAAUUUGGACUUUUUGGAUUUGGACAAGGCUGUUCUAGUCACCCUGAGUACUCAAACGCCCGACGUGCCUAGCGGCAAUGUUUUCGCCACGAAAACCAAAUACCUUUUCACCUGGGCUCCUGGUAAUCAGACACGCUUCCUGAUGACCUGUAACAUCGAGUGGACCGGCAAGAGCUGGCUGAAGGGCCCUAUUGAAAAAGGUGCGAUCGACGGUCAAACUACGUUCGGCACUGAGCUUGUGAAAGCUCUGAAGGCCGGUGUCGUCCCCCGCGGUCGCACCAAUGGUGCCGGCAAGGGCAAGGGUCGCCGUAAGAAGGGCGGUGCCGAAUCCAACGAUGAUGCCGCGGGUGCCUCUCCGAAAGCAGCUGCAGAUACCACCUCGGGCCAGGCGGAGUCUUGGGGCCUACUUGAACCAAUUCGCCCUCUUCUUGAGCCGGUGACCAGCAUGCUCAAGCCUCUGUGGAGCGGGAAUAUUGCUAUCCUAAUUGUAGGGAUCUUGCUUUACAUGGCGUUCUUCCGAUCGACAUCCUCUUCAUCCCGGCUCGGUCACGAUAUUGGUUUCACUGGACUCGGCCUUCCUCAACGGCUCGCUGCGUAUGAAGAAAUGUGGCGACGUGAGGAAAGCGAACUAUGGAACUGGCUCGAAGAUCGAGUGGGUAUGGAUGGAAUGGCAUUCCCGGUGCUUCAUCAUCGUACAGCCGAGGCUCAGGCAAGCCGCCGAAGCUCCCGCGUCAGCCCAGCAGAUGAGCGUGAUCUCAUUGCCCGUCUUCGCGAAGAGCAGGUCUCUGAUCGGGAGAUGGAUCACGCUAUCCGGACUACACGUCAGCGGCUUGAUAUUCUCGAGCAGAUGAUGAGCAAUCGUAAGGCAGAGCGAAUGCCUGCUGGAGAGCCCGUUCGAAGUGAGCUUUAAGCUGCUUGCACCGUGUCUUUCCGAUAUCGAACCCCGUCAUUACUCAAUCUGCAUCCUGAAAUCAUCCCCACCGCAGCCUGCACUUGUGUACCCACAUCUCCUCUCUCAUUUCGUCCACCCUCUUGGUUUUCUUUAGAGCAGUCGCGAUACGGUCUAGCCAUGCUAGCCGUUGAUGACUCUCAUCACUCUCAUUCACCUCCAUACUGAACGACAUCCACUCUUUCCCACCCCGCACUUGAUACCAUUCAAGGGGUCAGCAACUUUUCUUCUUGUACAUGAGCGCCAACUACUUUGUCUAUCUCGGCUGGCACAUGCCGAGGCUUUCCAAAAUUUUCUUUGUGUUAUUUUUUAGCGGUCUCCUCUGAUUCUCUGCCCGCCGUGUGGGAUUUACUGUACAGUCUACUCUGAAAACAAGCCGUUGCGUGUUUCUCGACAUCUUUCGCUGGGCAGCAUCUGAGCGUUCUGCGUGCGAAUCUGCCCUCCUUCUAUCUUGUCGGCUUGAUCCGGGUGUUCAUAUGUCAAGCCAGCGUCAAAUAGCAUAUAAAAAUACAUUCCCUGUCCAGAUCGUGUGUUUUAUUCCUCGACUAUCUGUUGUGGAUUCUCACUGAAUGAGAAGCAGUAUGUACAGCAGAACUUCGCCACUCUAACACUGUUCGGUU